AUGGCGAAGACGCUGGUUUUAAUGAUGGCCGCGCUGCUUAUCAUCGGCGCUAAUCUUCCGUCAUCGUCGGCUCAAGAAGUUCCCCCAGAUGUCGCGGGGCUUGAAGCUGAGGCGGGCGACAAAGCUUCCUUGGCUGCAGACGCGGGGACGGAGCCAAAAGAUGGCUCGGCUCUUCCAGUUGAAGCUGGCUUGGCUACGAAACCUGAGCCAGCUCUUCCAGAAGAGCCGGCUAAGGAGGAGCCGGCCGAAAAAGAUGGCUCGGCUGAGAAAGACAAAAAGGAUGACAAAAAAGAAUCAGAUGAGAAGGAGAAGUCAGAUGAUAAAGAGAAAGACAAAGAGAAAGACAAAGACAAAGACAAAGACGAAGGUGAGAAAAAGAAGAAAAAGAAGUGUGACAAAAAAGAUAAAAAGAAGUCUGAUGACAAGGACGAAGACAAGGACGAGAAAAAGGACAAAAAGAAAGAUAAGGACGAGAAGAAGGGCAAAGAGAAGUCAGAUGACAAAGACAAGGACGAGAAGAAGGAUAAAGAUAACGACGAGAAGAAAGAUAAAGAGAAGAAGGAUAAAGACAAAGAUGAGAAGAAGGACAAAGAGAAGUCGGGUGAUAAAGGGAAAGAUGAGAAAAAGGACAAAGAGAAGUCGGGUGACAAAGACAAAGAUGAGAAGAAGGACAAAGAGAAGUCCCCUGAGAAAGAUGAGUCGGCGAAAAAUAAGGCACCAGUGGGGCGGCGGCUGUUGUCGGACGUCGGGAACACCGUUGAUGGGAUGGAGAACGGAGCUAACCGUAUGAAGGAUAAGGUUUCCGGCUAUUUUUGA
This is a messenger RNA of Salvia splendens (bonfire salvia), 816 nucleotides long. RefSeq names its product protein PXR1-like. The transcript has a single exon. NCBI's taxonomy places the organism in Eukaryota, Viridiplantae, Streptophyta, Magnoliopsida, Lamiales, Lamiaceae. Bases 1 to 816 code for a protein of 271 amino acids. The record is from RefSeq and is a predicted model, not a curated record.